CGCUUACCGGGAGUUCGUAAACGAGUCGCCAUUUAGCAACGUGAGAGACGCUUGUCUCUUUGAAGCUAGACGUUUUAAUCGUCGGAUUGAACGUAUCCAGAAUCGUGACGGACUACUCGGUGAUCUUGAUCGUGUUUCUUUUUUUUCUGUGUCACGGGCCGAACACGAUCGGGAGUGACGCGUUCUAAACGAUACGUGUUGCUACUGCCGUUCACGGACAAUGGGCAAGGACGAUCGUUUCAGUUUCUUGCGUCGCGUUUGUUUACCUGAUCAACAGACAGACAAAUGCCGCGGUUGCAUCGAAAUACGUCGAAGUUACCACCAUACCUCGUCCACGUAUCCGCUUCGAUGAUUAGUUCGCUUCUGGAAGCGUGCUGUUGCAUUAGUUGCAUCGUUCGAACGUUCGAUGGAUAACGGCGCGAACGGUUCGCGUAAAGUUAUCGCAAGUGUUUUUGCAGUAUUCCGAUAUAUUUAAAGGAAGUUCUUGUAUUUAUUAAGAGACAGAAGCAAGAAUUUAACGUGAAGAAUUUAAAAAAAGAGUAGGAAGCUAUUGUGUCUUGCAAAACGGUCAUCGUGACUGACGUUUCUCGGUAUCGAGGAAAGAACGCGAGGUGAUUUGUUCCGGCUUUAAACGCAGCCGUGUAAAUCCGUUGCAUCGAUUUGUUUCAACCGAGAGGAACGCGCGAAUUGGCGGCAAAAAGAUAACUGAAUCGAAGCGUCGCAUUAUUACGGGAAACGAAUACGACAUUCAAUUUUAUCAACGGCAGUUCUGUCAGAAAAAUUAUACCGCGAUCGAUCGAGUUUCGUAUUUUAAACUCGACGAAAACACGAUGAUCGCUUCUUUGAAUUAUUAAUGUACUUUCUCGGCACGCAUAAAGAACGAACAAUUUCACUUUCGUACGAAUUCGACGAUUUUUCUCGCCGAACGUGAAUUUGUAUCGCGUGAAAGGUAAUUCUUUGCAGCAGAUAAACCGAAGAUCCUGUACACGUUAUUCAUUAUCAACGAUAAUAAAAUACACAUAGAUGCUCGUGCUUGUACACGUGUGUACCGAUGGAUUACGCGUUCUUGCCACAGACCGUGUUUAUGACGCAAUGAUCCUUGUACGCGCAAUUCAUAUUUUUCAAAUGCCGAUUGUUUCAUUGUAUCUUGCGGAAAAAGUUCUUACGUGAAACGGAAACACGCUGAUCAGCGUUGGGGGGUGAAUCUUAACCAACCUAACGUAACGAGGAUGCGACGCGUGCUAUCUGUAACGUGAGAAAAUAACUCUCUCGUGUCUCAUUGCCGCCGUUAUUACGAACAAUAUCACGAAUGCAAAUCUAGGUUCCUCGUCUUAGCGCGUUGAACUCCCGUUUGGUUCCGUAGGAUUAGAUUUAUAGUGGGAGAGUUAAUGUGUUUCCUUAAUUAUCGUUUCCCUCGCUUUGCAAUCUUGCGUAACGGACAAUGAUUAAGCAGUGAAUGAAAAAUUGGCGGUAAUAAUUAUGAAGUACAACUUAGACGUCACUAACGUCUUUAUGGUUCUUUAAUUGUCACCUCGCGUUACCUAUUGUACGUCGAACGAACGUUUCUCUUCAGUUUUCUUUGUUUGGCAAUAAAGAAAAACUGUUAGAAAAGGACGAAACAGGUUUCACAUGUAUGUUUACUCUCUGUUUGUAUCAUUUUAAUUAGAAGGCAAUUCAUUCCUAAGAAUGCAAGAACGAUGAAGACUUUCAGUGAUGUAUGAUGUUAUCUUGAACAGUGUUAUCUGCUUUGGGCUUGAGAAUCGUGUUAUUCAGUGAUUUUGCCUUGUGAAGCAACAUUUUGUAUACAAUGAAUGAUGCUGGGGUGCUAUUACCUAGCAGUCAUCGCUGCUUACAUAGAGGAUUAAAAAAAUAUCCUAGUAUUGAUCAGAAAUUAUGGGAUUCAAGUAGUAGGUGGAUCCUUCAAUGGGAUAAUAUUGUGAAGCACCCAGGUGCUAGGGCAAGAGGAUGCUGUUGUGAUAUUCAUAAACCACCAUGGUUGUAUCCAGGCUUAGUUGGAAAAGGUGCAGAUGAGACAGAUAGAGCUAUUAAGUCUGCUCCUGUGAAAAGGUCAUGUGCUACUGUAAAAAGAGCACAAUUUGGUCCUGCAAAAGCUCCAUCUUCUGCUUUAGGUAUAACUCAGCCUGGUAAUACACCUUCCACGGUUCCAAGGGCAUCCACCGUCAAAAGAAACGUGUCGGUAAAAUCGACGUCAGGUCAGGCUGGAGCAGUCGACGAGGAAACUUUUCAUACAGCGUUCGAAGAUGUUCCACCUGUAAACUUAUUUUCGGCUAAAGAUUUGGAAGAACAAAUGAAAGCUAUCAAAGACAAUGUUGGCGAUGACAAGAAAGAUUGGAAACAAAGGACAGAAAACAUGAAAAAAUUAAGAGCUAUUGUUAAAGCAGGCGGUACAAACUAUGAGAACUUUCUAGAGCAUUUAAAAAGUAUGCAGAGAGCAUUUGAAGUAGCUUGUACCGACCUUAGAUCGCAAGUUGUAAGAGAAGCGUGUAUUACUUUAGCAUUUCUUAGUCAGGAACUAAAAAACAAAUUCGCUAGUUUCGGAGAGGCAGUUCUACUCACACUGAUGAACCUCAUACAAAAUAGUGCCAAGGUCGUGGCAACAGCUGGAGCUGUAGCUGUGAGGUUUAUUCUUCAAAAUACACAUUGCAGUCGGUUCGUGCCAAUUAUCACAUCAUGUUUAAGUAACAAAAGUAAAGACAUACGUCGAGCAUCGUGCGAGUAUCUGAAUUUAAUUUUACAAACGUGGCCUACUCAAAUAUUGCAGAAGCACGUAACGAUAUUACAGGACACGAUUAAAAAGGGUAUAGCAGACUCGGAUUCGGAAGCAAGAGCCUUUGCUAGAAAGUCAUAUUGGGCAUAUAAAGAUCAUUUUCCAGAACAAGCAGAAGCAUUACUCAACAGUCUUGAUACUGCAUAUAAACGCUCGUUGAUGUCUCUUAGCAACAGUGGUAGUAUUAGCAGUUUAAAUGUAGUCACAAGAUCGGCGAGUGUCAGCCCCAGAACAUCCAGACCAGUAAUGAGCGCCACAGAUCGUGGAACUCCAGGUGUCAGGUCUACUAGCGCGAUAGACCUGCAAGCCGCACAAAGAGCUAAGGCUAGAAUGAUGUACGCGAAUAUGAGCAGACAAAAAGCGUCUCUUCCGCGUCCCAGUAAAUCGCCAGAUACCACCGCUGUUGCUAGCCCAGAAAGAACAGCCAGAACAAGAACAAGAGUGUCCGGAGUGUCGCAAUCUCAGCCUAGCAGUAGAUCAGGAUCACCGUCGUCAAGGUUAAGUUACGCAACGUACAAUCGCGAAGGAGAAUCGUUAAUCGCAAGACCUAGACGGUUAUCUGGGCAUGGAAUCAGAAGUACUGGUAACAGUCGUGAACCCAGCCCGCAAAGAUUCGGAAUGGACAGAAGUUUUGCAAGCAAAAUACGCGGAAGGAGUUUGCACAUGUCUCCAACGGAUAGGCCGCAGUCUAGACCGGUUAUGGCGCAAAAGAUGUUACAACAAUCGCGCGAAGCAGAGUCGGCGUUAGCGGAUGCGCUCACUUUUGAAAGUAUUGAUAACUAUACAAGAACACCAAGAGGAAAGGGUGAUCACAGCGACGACAGUGAAACCAGUAGUAUAUGUUCAGAACGAAGCAUGGACAGCUUUAGACGACCAAACGAUUCGUUCUCAUGGAGUGGAUCUCAACAAAGAUUGUACCGUGAUAUAUGGGAUCAGUCUAUCCCAAAGGAUAUUAAGGAAAUUAUAGAAAAUUGUGCACAUAAACAUUGGGGAGAUAGAAAGGAGGGUUUGGUAGGAUUGCAACAUUUUCUAUCAAAUGGAAAUACGCUUACAGCUACGGAAUUGCGUAAAGUGACGGAUAUUUUUACAAAAAUGUUUAUGGAUUCUCAUACUAAGGUCUUUAGUUUAUUUUUGGAUACAUUGAAUGAAUUGGUAGCUACUCAUAGCGAAGAUCUCGGUGAUUGGCUUUAUGUGCUGUGUGCAAGACUCUUGAAUAAAUUAGGUACUGAUCUGCUCGCAUCGAUACAAGCAAAAAUUCAUAAAACGCUUGAUGUUGUCAGAGAAUGUUUCCCUGGAGAGCAACUUCUACCCGCUGUUAUGAGGUUUUUGACGGAUCCAACGCAAACACCAAAUUCUCGCGUAAAAAUAGCCACGCUUACGUUUAUCACUCAAAUCGCGGAAACAGCAGAACCUUCUGCGUUGACUAAUUCAGCAGGUACAGCGUUGGCAAGGUUACUUGAUUGGUCAAAUGACGUUAAAAGUCAGGAUGUUAGGAGACAUGCUCAAAACGCUGUCAUAUCAUUGUAUAAUUUAAAUCCUCCAAAAGUGACCAUGAUAUUAGCUGAAUUACCAAAGUUUUAUCAAGAAGCGGCAUUGCCACUAGUACAGAAUCAUUUAAGAAAGUCGUCUGGGUCUAGCAAUCCAGCGUCGCCAGGCACGCCGCCUCCCAGAGCACAGAGUUCACCAGCCCGUACGAAGGCUAAAGGUGAUAUCGAUAAUGCGGAUGAAAAUUUAGAAGAAGUUUACAAUACUUCUUACAGAUCGUUAAGGCGCACGACAGCAGAGAUUCAGAAUUAUGGAUUUGAACGUUUAGAAAGAGCAACCACUAGUAAAGAUAGCGGCAUUAGUAAUAUGGCUGACGUAGAAGAGAAAAUGGAAGGGUUAACGUUGUGUAAUUCGGGUCGAUCUUCCUCGGUGUCUUCGCCUACUCAGAGAGGACGAUCUGUUACGAAUAUUACGGUAAAUGGUUCGAGCGAUACAAUCGCAGGUGAUCUUAUUCUUCCUCAAGAAAAUAAUGGUUAUAAAACACAUGGAUCAUCGCCUGAUUCAAUAAAGAGACCAGAAAUUUUAGACAAUAUGAUUAAAACGUUACAGUCAAAAAUGACGCAAACCGAAGAAAAAGUAACAGCUCUGCAAGAGUUUCAAUUAUAUGUUCGAGAAGGAGAUGGCUUAUAUAUCAAACAAAAUUUUAAAAAACUGCUCAAAACAUUAUUAGAUAGUUUGACCAACGAUAGCAAGAAAAUGCAAGUAGAAGUUCUUCAAACGUUAAUCGACAUGCUAAAGUGUCCAGAACUUGUAGACAGUUUUUCUGUUUAUCCUGAACUACUCGUUCUGAAAGUAAUUAACGCGUACAAGUUGGACGAUCAAAAGCAGGAUUCUUCUUCCAGUAGUAGUAACUCGAGGUCUCCAGUUCUUUGGAUGGCAGAAAAGUGCGCCGCAACGAUAGCUAUGGUUCUAAAACCAGAACAAGUAAUUCAUCUGGUAUCGACUAUAAUAACCACGGAACCAUAUCCAUUGAAUAUGGGGGCAAUAAAAAUGCUUCACAAAGUUGUAGAACAUUGGGGUCGCGAUGCUAUAGAACCUCAUUUAUCGAAAGUAAUGCCUGGACUCAUAAAGGCUUACGACGAUACUGAGAGUGCAGUACGUAAAAGUGCCGUUUUCUGCAUGGUAGCGAUACACUUAGCAGUCGGCGAAGAGGUAUUGAAACCGCACCUCAUUUGUUUGUACACCAGCAAACUGAAGCUUCUGAAUAUUUAUAUACAACGCGCGCAACAGACAAACAGUCAGCCAGCGAGUCCACGUAGCAAUAGCAAAAAUUAACUAACAUCAAAUUCCGCGACGCUUAGGAUCGCGAUACUUAAAAGAUUUGCUCGUCUGGGUGCACGGCAUGAACGAAUGCUGGUUAGCUUCCUCAGUAAGUCCAAUCCGUGACGACUAUCAAGCAGUAAAUUAUAAAAGUUGAACGUUUCAAUACUGAGAUAGACUGAUCUGUAUGAUUUCACGACAAGUUGUAUGUAUGUAUGUGUGUGCGUGUGCGUGUGUGUACGGUACGUACGCGCAGUACGUGCUUGCGGUACGUGCGUGCGUGUUGCAGAAUGCGAGAGAGAACGAAAGACAUGAACUCCUGACAGUGAUGUUGCACGGAAACAGGUAGUGUGGAAAGUUACUUAUGCAUAAUAUGUUUUGUUUGCCAAAAAUUUAUACCUGUUACUGAAUAAGAGUUCCACACAUUUUUUAGCGCCGAUUAAUCAAAUUGCUUUAGAUAUAAGACUCUUUCCAUUCGAGGUUCGUGUAUUUUUUAUCGAUACGUUACAGUGUAAUGUUAAGUUGCAACAGUGUAUCUUGUGAAAAAAAAAGUUAAGAAAAAAAGAAAAAGGAAAUAUUUCAUUCUUCCGUUUAUCAUAUAAAGCUCGCGAAAACCAGUGUCGUGCCUCUCUUGUCCGUUUUGUGAUUUUAUAUAUUUUCAAUUUUGUUCGCUACUCGUUAAGAUAUAUAUUGUACAUAUUUAGGUAUUUCAGUGUAUUGUUACGAAUCUGUUAGUUGAUCACAAUGCUUCUCUAAAGGAAUGUGAUUCUCAAUAAAUAAAUAGUUAAUACACUUGGCGAAAGUUCGAGAAGAUGGGUGCGACAUCACUGCCGAGAGAAUCAUACCUUAUAAGCAUAAAUAAUGUACGUAAUGCCGAUCGUAUAUCGGCGUCAAACAGAGAAACAUUGUACGAAGUACGUUAUACGCUUGUUCAUCGAUUCGUAAACAUUGAUGAUAGCGUUGCACGUGGCAGUAGGUUGCUAUGCACAUUACAGUGAAUAAGUAAACGAAAGAAGUUCUAAUAGAGAGAUAUCCGAUGUGACGACGAGCGGUAUGCCUAGUAUAUCUGCUCUGUACUACGAUCAGUGAGAAUGAUAAUAAAUUUCACGGAGAAAUACUUUCUUUCGCAUUUCAGCAUUAAUCGAGAGACUGGCGCGAGUAUCGCGUAUUUGUUCGCAGCGUGUUGUACCAUAAACGUGAUUACCACGAGGACUUUUACAUGCACGUAGACAGAAAUCGAGAACGAAACUGUUAAUUUAUUUGUUCAAAAUCCAUGUGCUAGUCAGAUUUCCAAGGACGCACAAUAUAAACCGGAAGUUGCAGACGCAAUGGUCGGCACUUUUCAGACAACACAGGAGUUAAUUACUUGGAGAAAAGAAGGGAAGAAAGAGGGAGAGAGUCUGCGAGAGAAUGCGAGAGAGCGAAUGAGGAGAGAUUUAAUACGACAAAAAUCAGCAGAAGUUAGACUAGAAAUGAGAUUAACUUGGAACUAAUGUUAAUAUUUAAACUAUUCGUCACGUUGCCAAUAAUUAAACGAACGCUAAAUCAAAGCUAAGGUAACAAGUUUAGUAAACAUAUUCUGUGCCAUUGUCGUUUCUGUUUUAUUAUAUAGCGAUACAAUUAUAUAUAAAUAUAUAGAUAUCAUC
This is a messenger RNA of Megachile rotundata (alfalfa leafcutting bee), 7239 nucleotides long. It is a transcript of the gene chb, whose product is annotated as CLIP-associating protein. The record is from RefSeq and is a predicted model, not a curated record. NCBI's taxonomy places the organism in Eukaryota, Metazoa, Arthropoda, Insecta, Hymenoptera, Megachilidae. Gene Ontology annotation, biological process: establishment of mitotic spindle localization; mitotic spindle assembly. Gene Ontology annotation, molecular function: microtubule binding. Gene Ontology annotation, cellular component: spindle microtubule; basal cortex; mitotic spindle.